AUGGACUCCCUCGCCGGCACUGAGGCCCAGCAGCGCAGCACCAGGUGCCGCCACCGAGACCCUCCCACCCGGACGCGGAGGACCCGGUUCGUCUGCGUCUCCGACACCCACAACACCACCGUCAAGCUCCCCAAGGGCGACGUGCUGAUCCACGCGGGGGACCUGACGAACCAAGGCAGCUACUCAGAGCUAUCACGAGCAGUAGCCUGGCUCGAAAAGGCCCCCUUCGAAGCCAAGAUCGUCGUCGCAGGGAACCACGACCUCACCCUCGACGCCCCCUUCUACGCCGUCCACGGCCCCCAUUUCCACAAUCAAGCCCGGCAGUCACCUUCCGACUGCCUCGCCCUCCUGACCUCCUCCCCAAGCAUAACCUACCUCAACCACGCCUCUACCAAAAUCACCCUCACCUCCCCCUCCGGCCCGCGCACCUCCUUCUCCGUCUUCGGCUCUCCGUACUCGCCCCGCAACGGCCUCUGGGCCUUCUCCUACGACACCCCGCCACAGAGUCAGACUACCCUAACGGCAGCGGACCUCCCCGCGCUCUGGGACGACAUCCCCCUCGACGCGGACGUCGUCGUCACGCACACCCCGCCGCGUACGCACCGCGACGAGUCCCGUCUGCGCCGCGCCGCCGGCUGCGAGGCCCUCCGCCGGGCGCUCUGGCGCGUGCGCCCAAGGCUGGCUGUGUGCGGCCACGUCCACGAGGCGAGGGGGGCGGAGAGGGUGGCGUGGGAUCUUGGGUGCGCGAACACGGCGUUCAAGGAGGACGGGGUUGCGGGGUGGGAGGAUCCUGGGGUUGGGGGGAAGCAGUCGCUUGUUGACCUGACGGCGAAAGGCGGACGGGCGUUGGAGAAUGACGGGGCGGUGAGAGGUAAGGUGGAGGAUGUGAGUGUGAAGACGGAGGUUGUGGGAUUGGAUGUGAGAGGGUUGGGGGGCGAUCCGGCGAGUGUGAGGGCUGAUUCGGAGGCGUUGAUGGGAAGGCUGGGUAGACGGGAGACGUGUGUGGUGAAUUGUGCUGUUAUGGCGAAGAGUUGGCCGCAUGUUGGGGGGAAGACGGUGAAUAAGCCCAUUGUUGUGGAUUUGGAUUUGCCAGUAUGGGAGGAAGAAGCCCUCUACGUCACGACGAACGACGACCCUAGUGCGGAGUAG
Molecule: messenger RNA, 1149 nt
Organism: Colletotrichum gloeosporioides
Lineage: Eukaryota; Fungi; Ascomycota; Sordariomycetes; Glomerellales; Glomerellaceae
Product: putative rhamnogalacturonate lyase C
Exons: 3
Coding region: 1-1149 (382 amino acids)
Molecular function (GO): hydrolase activity
Source: RefSeq, a predicted model, not a curated record